Messenger RNA from Melospiza melodia melodia, 688 nucleotides. RefSeq names its product ras homolog family member G (gene RHOG). Gene Ontology annotation, molecular function: GTPase activity; protein kinase binding; GTP binding. Gene Ontology annotation, cellular component: cytoplasmic vesicle; cell projection; cytoskeleton. NCBI's taxonomy places the organism in Eukaryota, Metazoa, Chordata, Aves, Passeriformes, Passerellidae. The transcript is spliced from 2 exons. Bases 73 to 648 code for a protein of 191 amino acids. Gene Ontology annotation, biological process: motor neuron axon guidance; engulfment of apoptotic cell; establishment or maintenance of cell polarity. The record is from RefSeq and is a predicted model, not a curated record.
GCCGCCGCCCGGCCCCGCGCCCGCCGCCGCGCCAUGCCCCGGGGCUGCUGAGGGAUCACCAGGAGCACCGGCAUGCAGAGCAUCAAGUGCGUGGUGGUGGGUGACGGGGCGGUGGGCAAGACCUGCCUGCUCAUCUGCUACACCACCAACGCCUUCCCCAAGGAGUACAUCCCCACCGUGUUCGACAACUACAGCGCCCAGAACACGGUGGACGGCAGGACUAUAAACUUAAACCUGUGGGACACGGCCGGCCAGGAGGAGUACGACCGCCUGCGGACGCUUUCCUACCCCCAGACCAACGUCUUCAUCAUCUGCUUCUCCAUCGCCAGCCCGCCCUCCUACGAGAACGUCAAGCACAAGUGGUACCCCGAGGUGUGCCACCACUGCCCCAGCGUGCCCAUCCUCCUCGUGGGCACCAAGAAGGAUCUGAGGAACAACCCCGAGACCAUGAAGCGGCUCAAGGAGCAGAACCAGGCGCCCAUCACCACCCAGCAGGGCAUCAGCCUCUCCAAGCAGAUCCGCGCCGUCAAGUACCUGGAGUGCUCGGCGCUCAACCAGGAGGGCAUCAAGGAUGUGUUCACCGAGGCCGUGCGGGCCGUGCUCAACCCCGCGCCGGCCAAGCCCAAGCGGCCGUGCGUGCUCUUGUGACCGGGCUGCCGAGGGACGAUGCUGCCCUGCCCCGUGCCCC